Molecule: messenger RNA, 1332 nt
Organism: Alternaria conjuncta
Lineage: Eukaryota; Fungi; Ascomycota; Dothideomycetes; Pleosporales; Pleosporaceae
Exons: 2
Coding region: 1-1332 (443 amino acids)
Biological process (GO): protein polyubiquitination; ubiquitin-dependent protein catabolic process
Cellular component (GO): nucleus
Molecular function (GO): ubiquitin conjugating enzyme activity
Source: RefSeq, a predicted model, not a curated record
AUGAACUCCAAAUCCCUCCGCCGCCUCGCCGCAGACCACGGCUCCCUCCACACCGCCGGCCUUCCCCCAAACUAUCUCUUCCCACCAGGCUCCGACGACUCGUCAGACCUAACGACGCUCGACGUCCUGCUCGCCGGUCCUGUCGGCACACCGUAUGCAGGCGGCGUAUGGCGCUUACACCUCGACAUCCCACCCACGUACCCCACCGCACCGCCCACAGCGCAGUUCCGCACGCGGUUAUGGCAUCCGAAUAUUGAUGAGGCGACGGGUAGUGUGUGUGUCGAGACGCUGAAGCGGGACUGGAGUAGUAGUCUCAAGUUGAGGGAUGUCCUGGUAACGAUAUCUUGUUUGUUGAUUCAGCCGAAUCCGGCGAGUGCGCUGAACGAAGCAGCAGGCAAACUGGCGACGGAGGACUGGGAGGGGUAUUGUAGGCGCGCGAGGCUUAUGACGGAUAUCCAUGCGAGUGUGCCGAGGGAGAUUGAGGGGAGCGUUAGGGAGGCGCAGAUGCGAGGCGAAGACAAAACCACAGAACCAGACCAACCCAUCGCGAAACAACACUCGAAAGGGAAGGAGACAGAGCGGGUUAAAGUUACGCCGUCAGGACCUAAACUCACGCGCAUGAAGAGUGAGGAUGAGGAGAAUAGGAGGGGGAGAGGUGUAACUCAAGAUGCGGAGAGUGGGACUGAGGACGAUGCCGUGACGGGGCAGAGGGGUGGGGUGAGGAGGAGUAAGGUGCCUGAGUCAAGGAGACAGGGUAAUAUCUUUGGGAUUAAGGGCUUGGGCGAUGGAAUGCAACUCGAUUCACCACCGCCGAAACGCAUCUUCGCUGUGCCGGGUGCGCAUACUCCGCCUGUUUCUACUCCGAACGAGAAAGAGAAAGGGGAUGGGGAGGGAGAGGAUAAGGAUCCGUUUACGACUGUGACUUCGAAACGGAAUCAACACCCUGAUCCUUCUGCGAUGGGUGGGACGGUAGCAGCAACACAACCCGACACCGAGACGCCCGAUCUCCUCAAAUUCUCAACUCAAACCCCUUUCGCUGCUAUACAGCCCAACAACCAAACUCACCCUCUCUUCAGAGAGUUUUCGUUUAGUUGGGAAGAUGCUAUGGUCUUACACGAAGGUGGUGUGGCUGGUUCGGUUGGGAAGAGUGGUGAGAGUGGUGGUAGAAGUGUGGGUGGGAUGAGUAAAGCGGAUGUGCGCAAGAGACACGCGACAGAAGAGUUUGAGAAGAAGGAAAGGUGGGAGAUGAAGAGGUUUAAGAGGGCGGGGGGUGAUUUGAGGAGGUUUAAUCGGGGGGAUUGGGGGGUUAGGAUGGGGGUUGGACGGCUUUGA